GUAGCUGAUAGCUCUGGUGCUGCAGCCAUGAAACUCAGAAGAUUUCUAUCGAUUCCCAUUAUAUCAGUGCUUAUCUUAAAGGGCGUUUUGUACUAUGUGACGGUUUUCAUCUUUAUAGAGGACUGGAUGAGCCUGCAGAGUUCUGCUGGCUCGUUGAACGCUCUCAUCUUCACUUUCUUCGCUUCUCUGUGCGUAUUCUGCUAUUUUGUCUGUGUUGUUAAAGACCCAGGUUCUGUUCCCUCAUCAUAUGUGCCCGACGUUGAAGAACCCCAACUUUCUGACCAAGAAUCCGGCAGAAUUGGUAUACUACAAGCAAGGAAAUGUGAAAAGUGUUCGGCAUACAAGCCUCCCCGGGCUCAUCAUUGCCGCAUCUGCAAAACAUGUAUUUUGAGGAUGGAUCAUCACUGUCUCUGGAUAAAUAAUUGUGUGGGCCAUAGGAAUUACAAGCCCUUUGUGCUUCUAGUCUUUUAUUCCACCAUCGCUUCAACUUAUUCUUCGAUUAUGUUGAUAAGCAGCAUAGUUAAUAAAGAUUGGAGUUCUGCUGAUGUCAGUGGAUGGAGUCCUCUCUGGAUAUUUUAUGUAACUUGUGGAGUUAUGAUUGUUGUCUUAACUGUGACUCUGGCAACUCUCCUUGGCUGGCAUAUCUAUCUCACUGUUCAUAACAUGACAACCAUAGAGUACUAUGAGGCAAGUAGAGCAGCUUGGUUGGCUAGAAAAUCAGGGGUGGCCUAUCGUCAUGCCUUUGAUGUUGGAACUCAUAGAAACAUAGCUCUGGUUUUAGGUCCAAAUAUGCUGAAGUGGUUGUGCCCAACAGCAAUCAACCAUGUCAAAGAUGGUCUUGACUUUCCAGCAUCACGUGAUAAUAACUCUUGAACUGAAUCUGCAACCAACACCAAAGGUUUGGGCUUCAUGAACUGAUCUCUGGCAAUGUCAUCAGACAAUUUUUUAGCAACUGAGAGGAUGAAUGAGCUAAAGACUCAAAUACUAUCAUAUAUUCGCUGGCCUAUUCACAAGAACAGCUGGGGUGGUGGUUUAUUUUUCUGUAUAUGUGCAUAACCAAUCAAAAAAGGCCUCCAGAGUUUUGGUAACUUAAAUAUACUCCCUCCGUCCCUUAAAACUUUGACAAAUUUCCUUUUUUGCAUGUCCCAUUAACUUUGUCACUUUCCUUUUCAACUAAAGAAUUUGUGGUUCCAGUUAACUCUCUCUCCUAUGCACAAACUGCAACCACACAAUUUUUACUUUAUUAAUCCCCGUGUCGGUCAAACGUGUCAAAGUUUUAAGGGACGGGGGAGUAUAUGAUAACAUGUAACACAAUAUUGCGUAUAUAUAUUGAUUACUGAUUUAACCAACUUGUGCUCAACUGCUCAUCUAUGGGUUGGGUAUUCACUUGUCAAGCCAGUUUCAUUGGGCGUAAUGCAGAAGUAAUUUUCAUGAAAGAUUUUGAUUUCUUUCUGUAUUUUGUACUCUGUGUGUUAAUCCUCGAUUCCGCGAAGAGUGUUUUGCAAUUUAUGUUCAUUCAUUUAUGCAUCAGAUACUAAUACUCUUAUGUAGUAACAGUUCGAGUUAUAAUCAGACAUCAUGGCGCAUUCACAAGCGGGGAUCUGGGGCUCUGGGCUGGUUGAGGGUAAUGGAGGAUUCCUGGAGGAACCAUAACCUUAACUGGAUAAACCUAUUUUCCCCAAACCAAACGAAUCCAAUCAGUUUCAAUCCUAUUUUUGCUCGGUAUUUGUAGAGUAAAUGUAAAUUAAGUUUAUCUUAUGCACGAUAUUUUGAUUGUAAUCUUUGUUAUUUAAUGGAAAAAGUUUAUCCUUUGGUAGACAAUGUGUACUUGACUUUCAUAAAGAAAUGAAAAGUCGUGCCAAAUAUUAGUAGUGCAUUUUCA
Cuscuta europaea is the source of this 1882-nucleotide messenger RNA. Lineage: Eukaryota; Viridiplantae; Streptophyta; Magnoliopsida; Solanales; Convolvulaceae. The record is from the annotation of a GenBank genome assembly.